CCAGGGUCAUGGGUUCCUCAUAUUGAAGUAAUGGUCACGUGUUCAUCACCGGGGUAACAGGUCAUGUGAUGUUUAUCGAUAACCCGAUUCGCCGUUUGGGAGCAAACGGUCGGAAUCUCGUCUUGUCUUGUGUGGCCCAAACCCCUCGCCAAUUCCCACAAAACGUUUGUCGGCAUUCCGCACAGGUCAGAUCUGGCCAAAGAUCUCGGCAAAAUGGCGGCUUCCAACGAUCUCAUCGACUUCGACAUUAUCGAGGCCCAGAAAGAGAAUGUCCAGUCCCUCCCCGGCGGCAGAUCAGCCCGUGAACUGGCCCGGAUUUUCUCUGGAGGCAGCACGAGCGAUAAAUUGUCGACACCUUCCCCAAACGACACAAGGACCAUCAAUGGUGCCAUUCGCCAAGAAUAUGAGAAUGAACUAGAAUCAAUAGGAGAAUCGGACGAUCCACUCGAUGUUUACGACCGCUACGUGAAAUGGACCUUGAACGCGUACCCGUCUGCCCAGGCUACGCCUGAAUCUGGGCUUCUCCCGCUGCUUGAACGUGCCACCAAGUCGUUCCUGUCAUCGUCACACUACCGAAAUGACCCGCGGUACCUUCGGUUGUGGAUGCACUACAUUCGGCUCUUCUCCGAUGCCCCGCGUGAGACCUUUGCAUUUCUCGCACGACACCACAUCGGCGAGGGACUGGCGUUGUUCUACGAGGAGUUCGCUGCCUGGCUAGAGGGCGCCGGGCGUUGGACACAGGCCGACGAAGUAUAUAGGCUUGGUAUGGACCGCGAGGCUCGGCCAGUUGAGCGGCUUGCGAGAAAAUACAGCGAGUUUCAGCAACGAUAUGAGCAGCAACCACAGGAUGUCGGGCCAUCUUCACCUGCUCUCCCCGCUGUCAGACCCGCACUGGCAGCUAAGACGGACCCAUUCGCCUCUUCAGAUACUGCGGAAAACCCACAAGCCUCACGGUCGUCAGCACAACCUGCUGCCCCUACCAAGACGAAGUCUGGGAAAAUGAAGAUGGCGAUCUUCUCCGAUGCCGAAGCAGCACAGUCGAGUCAGCCGGCAACUAGUGGACAGGCGAAGGGCUGGGACAGUAUCGGAUCGAUGCGAGAGCGUAGGAAGGAAAACGAGGUAGAGGCCAAGCCUUGGGCGGGGGAGACAUUGAAGGCGGGGAAGAAACCGGUGCCAUCGCAGAAGAUGGCCAUUUUCAGGGACGAGUCCAAUCUAAAUCCACCUUCAGAACAACCAAGUGCCACCAAGCACAUUCCAGAGCACCAUGUAAGGGAGGCGGUAAACCCACGAACCGGUCGACGUGAGCGUGUUUUCGUCGAUCUUGAAGCAGUAUAUCCCGACCACAGAGAUCCAACGCAGGAAGUUAGUUUCGAGGAGUUGCGAGCGAUGAAACGGGGUUGGAUGAAUAAGAAUUGGCAUCAGCAUAAGGAGCCUCUGAAGCAAAUCUCAGGCAAUGCGGCUGGGGAUGCUCAGCCGACGAAGCUGAAGGUGUUUAAGGACCAGCCACUGAGCGAACAGUUGGAGCAAAAGCCGGCUGGUGAUGCACAACCAUCUCAAUUGCAGCACCAGGAUGGAUCUUCUGAAGGCAAAGCUGGAAAAGCGAGAAAGUUCAAGGUGCAGGGAGAAACGCAGACUAUCAAAAUGAAGUUCGACUCGCCGACGAGCUCCAAGGCCCGAAGGAAGAGCACUCGAGAGCCAACGAUGACUAUGCAUACCCGGGCAGCAACGGAUGAGAUAUACGGCAUCUUCAAUCAGCCAUUGAAGGCCGAGAUGGACGAUGCUGCUGAUAGUCUCUAUGGCAGCGAGUAUGAGGAUGAGGACUGUGCAAGUACUGUUGAUAGUACAGGCACGGGCCACAUCUCCGCAGCUUCGAGUGACUUUGGCGAUGAUGAGACGCAUACAUUCCAUAAAUCUUAUGAUGACACAGAGUAUGGUGAUGGUAACACGACAAGAGCCGACAGCAUCGCUGGAGGCGAUUGGACGGAAUUCAGCGUCAGCAAGGAUGUCCCUGGGGUUGAAUCUGCCGACGCUACCUCGCAUUCCGUUGUGAGUCAGGGAGAGGUCGAAUCAGAGCAUGGUACACCCGAGAAGGAGCGGUUCAUACCUCGAAUGCCUGAUGACUAUAACCCUCCCUACGGAACGUAUCGCGAUCCUGCUAUUAUGGCGCAAAACCGGCUGCCAUUCAUGACGCCUAUCGUGGAACGAACCGAAUCUUCCAUCUCAAUGACAGCAGCUAGGAGUCUUUACAAUGCAAAGACUCCGUCAAAACCAAGGUCACCCUCGGGUGUGCCGCAAAUGGGUGACCUGCUUUCCAGUGAAUUUGGGGCAACGACCCCCCACCAUGGGGAUCACACCGUCGGCUCGGCAGUUGAUGUUCCUUUUAGUCCGACUGCCUUCAAAGCCCUUGCCCCAAAAGCUCGCCGACGAGAAGCAAUCAUCAAGGACUUACAGUGUAAUCCAACCGAAAAGGGCAUUCGCAAUACUAUUUUGAACUCUCUGGAACCCCCGCUUGCUGCCUAUCCGGGAUAUCAUGGCCACGUCCAAGAUAGCAACUACGCGAGCAUGAUUCAGAAAUUUGUCAAAGCGCACAACCGAAAGUCCCGAAGUGCCGAUGAUGAUCGCUUCGAGACGCCUACGCUCGAUUUCCUCGGUGCUGAGCGUAGCUACAUCAUCCGCCGUGGACUAGGCGCCGGCGCGUACGCCCCCGUCUACCUCGCCGAAAGUGUUGAUCACCAACGAUCCUAUGGCUCCGACUCGGACGAAGAGGAAAGCAUCAAGUCGAACCCCUACGACAGCGCUCGAUACCCCUUCGAAGCAGUCAAAGUCGAAAACGGGCCCUCCAGCGCCUGGGAAUUCUACAUGAUCCGCACAGCCCACGAACGUCUCCGCAACGCACCACAACACACCCGUGCUGUGGACAGCAUAGUCCGUGCACACGAGCUACAUGUCCACCCGCGCGAAAGCUUCCUCGUCGAAGACUACCGCGGCCAAGGCACACUCCUCGACCUAGUCAACAUCCUACGCAACGACUCCAUCAGCUCAACGCACCCCAGCGACGGCGGCCUAGACGAGUCCCUCGCAAUGUUCUUCUCAAUCGAGCUAUUCCGCACAAUAGAAGCACUCCACGCCACAGGAAUCUUACACGGCGACAUCAAAGCGGAUAACUGCCUCGUCCGUCUAGACGACUGCCUCCCCACAGACCCACCCACAAAAGCCCUCUCCCUCCUCGACCUAGGCGACGGCUCCACAUCAGCCACUAGCCCGCGCGAUACCCCCGCAUACGCACCAUCCGGCGCCUUCGGUUGGCGCGCCAAGGGUCUAGCGCUAAUAGACUUUGGUCGCGCAAUCGACAUGAACGCCUUCCCGGCUAGCGUCCAAUUCCUGGCAGAUUGGGAAUCGGAGACUCACGAGUGCAACGAAAUCCGCGAAGCACGUCCCUGGACCCAUCAAAUCGAUCUCUACGGCAUCGCGGGCGUGAUUCAUAUCCUUCUUUUCGGGAAGUAUCUUGAAAGCACGCCCGUGCGUCCGAGCGAUGCCGGGACCAGUGCUGCUGCUGGUACUCGAACGUAUCGUAUCCGUGAAUCGCUGAAACGAUACUGGGAACGCGAAAUUUGGGGCGACGUCUUUGAUUUAUUGCUCAAUCCCGGUGCGGAGCGGUGGGUUGCCAUGGAGGGCGGUGACAUCGCCGGUUCUGGUCCCGUGUUGCCGGUUCUCAAGUCGAUGGCCUAUGUGAGGGGCAGAAUGGAGGAGUGGCUUGCUUGCCAUGCAGAGAAGAAGGGUCUUGCAUUGCACAUUAGACGGAUUGAAACUGUUCUUGCGGAGAGGAAGAAGAAACUUGAGCGUGUUUGAGGGUCGGUUGAACUUCUUUUCAUCUGAAAUGGUUAUGUUUCGGUUUUCUCUUUUCGGAUUUCGUUGGAGAUCGGAAAGUUCGACUUUUUGUUUGAUUGGUGGGUUGGGUGAGGACGGUUGCGAUUUUUGCUUACUUUGUAUGAUAUUUCGGUUUGCUUAGAGUCUUUAUACCCCCUUUUGCUAUUAUCUUAUUUUUGCAUACAUGCUCAACCGUGUGAUGAUGAUUAUUCCUGAUGUUUAAGAUUUAAUAUGGAUAGAUAGCGUUGCGUUGGUUCCUGGAGAUGCACUACUUUUUUCCAUUCCCUACGUCCUCUAGCAACUCUAACCGUUACCGUUUGCUUAAGUACAUGUCAAACCAUCAUGUACUCGUAUGUCUACACAUCUAAUAUUUAUACAGUCACAAAUUUGGAGAAGAGAAGAGUAAAGUUAAAUUCAACGAAUCAAUUCCAUCCAUCAUCACGCUAGAAAAAGAAAUCCCAGAUUCGCAAACAAGACAAAGAUCACAGAGUUCCUAGAUCUAAUCACUGAAUAUCAAGCAACGCAGAUGAUGAAGCCAUGGAGAAGAUUCGCUGGAAAGGAUAAAAAUAGGCAACAGCGUGGAGCAUCAAGCAAGGCAAGACAGGGUAAGGCUCUGGAUGCCACGACUGUCGUAGAUAGAGGGCUCAAGUGCUGAAACACGAGCGAAGAUGCAACGCAUAGCAAUGCAAUAUCGAUAUCGAGAGGGGAGACGUGCUUGGCGGGUGUGUUAGACGGGCGAGAGCAGAGCAGAGUAGCUUCAAUAUACGGUCCAUGAUCUUGGGGGAGUCUUGAUCAGGAGUACAUCUGCAACUGCAUGUAAAUGAUCAAAAUCAAGAACAGACAUGAUCGCGGAAAUAGAUUAAACCCGUCCUUCACGCGAGCUGAGUCGAGUCGAGAAAAGAAAUGAAAAAAUAUGAAUAAGUUCUCAUCAGACGAGCGAAAGAUGACAGAUGAGAACCCGAAUAGAAGCAAAAUGGAGUUGAAAAUAGAGCUCGCUGGCAUCAAGGUCGAAAGUUGCACAGACAUAAGGCACAGAUAGGCACAGGCAAAAAGGCGAGGCGGAGCAGAUCAAGAGAAGAACGAUAACCAAAACACCACGCUGCGUCUCGUCGGAGUCAGGAAAGGGGUCGUUCGUGGGGCGCAACAGGUAUUCGAAAUCAUGUGCGGUCGUUUCGUUUCGGUUCGUCUAUUUAAUGGGAGUGAAAUGGCAUAUUGUAUCGUCAUGCACAUUCUUUUUUGGGGGGUGAGUUCGGAGACAUGGUCAUGCAUCACCUCAGGAAGAGGUGGUCAAGGUGAAGUCGAGAGCGGAUGUUGUUGGCUCCGGUCAGCAAAGCGAGGUUCAGCUAUGCCGAUGGAGAGGGAUUGCCGAAGAGAAAUUAUGAGGCAGAAGGUCAUCCAGUGCGCGUCGUGAUGCGGGGUGCAGUGUUCAAUUCUUUGGCUAGUAGCACAUAGACACACGACAACUGCAGACGAAGACAGAAAGAAAUAUAAGGAAAGUCGAAAGAAAGUGGCUCGCAACUAGGCGAGGGAGUUGCUGACAGUGGUAGUGAUGUUUUUUUGGUUUUCAGUUUGAGGAUUUUGCGAUAUUUUUUUCAUGGUUUUCGUGAUGCAAUUUUGUCUGUCCCGUGCCAUAUAACAAUAAGCCACACGGGUCGGAACGGGCAAGUGAAAAGGAAAUGAACCAAUCGGUCUAGCCGAUAUGAGAGAGUGUGUGAAUGCGCAUCAAAGGAUGACAGGUACGGAUGGAGUCAGAUUUGUACAGCCAGAAAUUCUGUUGAUGUACUGGUUCUUGUCUUCAAAUCCACGGCAAACGCACUGGCAUCAAAAGACGCUGAAAUAAAUGGAUAGAGGGGGGCGGUAAUGAAAGUAAGUCCCAAUGGGAGUUGGCUGAUCUACUCCUUGAAGAGUCCAAUGACGUUCGUUCAAGGAGAGAGACCCGACACGGCGUUUAAGAUUGCAACCUUCUCAAAUUAUGUUGAAGGUUCGUAUUAUGAUAUCCAAUUUCUCCAAUUUGUGGAACAAAACGGAUCAUAGGCAAGUCAACGCAGUGCAAAUCGUCCAACAUCCAAUAAGGAGGGUGAAAAAGCCCAUCACAAGUUUCUCUUCGGUGGCGAGAGUAGGUAAAAAUCAUGGUAGUGGGAAAGCAGUCGGUUGUUUUUGAGGGAGAUCCCAAGCAAGCCAGGUACAGAACACACACUGACAAGUUGCAGAAAAAAUCUCGGGCCAUCUCAAAGCAUAUCGUUACAUUCGUCAAGGCCGUUGCUGUCAUGAAAAAUAAAGGCUGCGAUUAAAAGAGGGAAGAUGCCCGACAUGCUUCUCUCGUGUAUCGUUCAGGUCGUUAUGCAAAGGGUUGAAAAGACAAGGUCGCAAAUAGAUCGGCACCACAAUGCAGUCGGAAAGGUCGAGGAAAAGUUGACAGCGGGGAACAGGCGACAGCAAAACAAUAAAUCGGGUAGGCGAACACCUACUGGCGCAGGGAGGACAUGUUCUGGAUCUGCCGGCGAAUGCGCUCGGCGUCGGACAAACCCUCCUCAAAAGGGUUCCGCAGCGUCGGUUCUGCAGUCUUCUCUUGCGCCUGGAAGGGAGUCGGAUUGGUCGAUGUCUCGGCGUACGGCAUGAUACUGCCUUUGGCAAAUGGUUCUGACAGCGAGGGUGCAUGUCUGAUGAACCGCCCAGGUGCAUCUCGACGCUUGAAAGCGGACUCGACCUUGAAAGGUGAACCCAGUCGCUUAAUGUUCUCACCGCUGAGAUUCAGGAAGUGGUUGAUGGGAGUUUUGGUGACGGGUGUGGUCUCCUCGCCUUCAGCUUGGGAGGAGUUGAGAGACGAAGGAGGUGAAAAGAGCUGGUCGACAUCCCGGGGUGCAACGGCACCAGAGGUAGUAGCACCGCGGUUACGAACUCGAACUCGGCCCUUGCCAAUGCUUUGGAACUUGUUCUCGCGCAGGAAAUGCUCCAAGCGAGUCUGAACAUCUUCGUCCUGGUCUUCAUUCUGGGCAUGCACAUCGCUCGUGAACACGUCAUCCAUGUCUCGUGGAGUAUUCUCCAGGUUGGUGGUGCGACGUGGACGGCGGUUAGGAACAUGGAUCGUCUCGCGUCGGGCUGACUGGGGAACAUCUGUGGCAUGACGGCGGGAACCCCCCGGUCCCCAUGUGCUGUACACGAAAGGUGAUCCCAACCGUGGGGGCAAGUUAUGAGGAUCAAUUGCGGGGAAUUGAUGGAGCUGAGUGGGAGGUUGAGGUGCUGAGCAAGUAGGCAAGGCUGUGGGCACAAUAGCGUUGUUGAACCAGCCUGAUUCAGAGUCUCCGGGUACUGGCUGCUUGGCGAGCUGAGCCAGAACGUUCGAGGGAUCGGCCGAGAUAAGGGAGACACCCAGGUCGCGAGUAGCAUAGGCAUUCGUGUUGCUGGCAAAGUCAGAGACACGCGUUUCGGCAGGAAUUCCAAGGGUGUCGGCCAUGGGCUCCGGACUACGGGACUGCAUUAUGCGGUGAUAGUAAGGCGAAAUGGAGAGCUUGCGGCGGCACAAAUGCUUGAGUCGGCAACGGGUCUUUGCAUCUGACCGGGGCCACGCAGGGUACACGGAGGAUUCCCGCGCACGAGGUGUAGAACUCCCGCUGCGAUCAUUCGAUUGAGUCGGAAGAGUGUGCGCAAAUGACAAUCUUCUGCUGCUGUCCCAGGUGCGCUUCGCGCGGCGCGCAACUCUUGCCGUGACGCCCAAUGGCGGGAUACUGCCGGGAGUCUGCUUGAACGGGGUGAUGGUCGGGUCUUGCAGGUACAUUUGGUAUGUGUUCCACAGAUGAUUGUCCAUUUCACGAGUCCACAAUUUGUCCUUGACAAGGGCUCGCUGCACCUGCUUUCUUUCAGGAAGAGAAGGAGACUCGGUCCCGGGCUCCUUGGCGAUCUCGAGCACGAAGGAGUGGUCGAAGGCAUCGCUCUCCACACUGGUGCAGCUUCCUCCUACGGAAGGGCGCGAGGCCAAAGUCUCGACGGACUCGCAGGAGGAAUCAGAGCACGCGGUUCCGGGGCGCUGAAUAUUCCGUGCCAGGCCUGGGGUCUCAUCCCACGACGGCCACAUCUGCUCCGAGUCGCCGCCAUCGAAAGGCAUGCCGCGCACCUGGGCCGGGGGAGUCUUAAAGAUCAAGCGCUGGCGAGGAGGCGCGAGGAAGCGAUCGUCAUUUGCAAGGUCAUCGGAGUAAGUCGCGUCCGAGGGCGAGCCCCCUUGCGGGUACUCGAUCGAGGGCACGGGAACAUCCUGUGAUGAAAGCGAACCUUGGAAUCGAAAAAGAUCCAGGUUGAUCCGCUCGCAGACGUCAGUCCCGGAGCGGACGCGCACGCGAGGCAAACGGCAACUGGAGAAGGAAUGGCGCGGGGGAGGCGGGACCUCGAUCUGGGCGGACUCGCGUUCGGGAGUCCUGGGCCCAUCGGAACAGAGCGACGGGAAGGUGAAGUUCUUGGGCAGCGUCUGCGACAGCUGACGCUGAGCCAUGAUGGAAAGUCGUGGAGGGAUCCGCUCACUGGUAUGUGGGGAAGGAUCAAUUCGAAGCGGAGGAGGAGUUGGGCAAGGAAGGGGGUUGGUCAGGUACGCGGCUGCGGCUGGUGAGAUGUUGCAGCUCGCGCGAUCGCGCUGAUGGUGACGAGGUCGUGAAUCGUGAAGAGAAAAGGAAAAAGAAGAGUAAGUCGAACGAGAGCGAGUAGGUCAGGCGUGGUAAGGAAAUGAUCUGUGUACGUGAUAGGCUGUGCAACAAGUCCUAGAGUUUCAGGUGAUCUGAAGUCUAGGUGGUUCCUGCGGAAUGCGCCAACUGGGGAUAUUUGGGAAUAUCGGGAGAUCACCAAAUCACAACUGCGACUCCAUCCCGGCGAAUGCGAAGGGAAAGAUAAGAGUCGUCAUUACCGAACACCGGACAAAAUACAAAAGAAAGUGCGAGAGAGGACCCGCAAGAGGAAAGAGGAAAGGUGGUAGUAGGGUUGGGGAAAGGGAAGGGGUGGAAGAAGGGAAGAGGAGAGAGAGUAGAGGUGAGAGGUGAGAGGUGAGAGGAGCGAGAGCGAGAGGGAGAGGGAGAGGGAGAGGGAGAGAGGGAGAGUCUGUGGUUGGGCGCCAGCAGUGAGGCGGACGGGGG
Penicillium brasilianum is the source of this 8981-nucleotide messenger RNA. The record is from the annotation of a GenBank genome assembly. NCBI's taxonomy places the organism in Eukaryota, Fungi, Ascomycota, Eurotiomycetes, Eurotiales, Aspergillaceae.